Molecule: messenger RNA, 13368 nt
Organism: Zootermopsis nevadensis
Lineage: Eukaryota; Metazoa; Arthropoda; Insecta; Blattodea; Termopsidae
Source: RefSeq, a predicted model, not a curated record
GCCACUAAAUCUGCUGUUCUGUACGAGGAGACUCCUUUGAAGAACUUUACCUUCAGCCAUCUGGGCCCAAGAAAGAAGUGUUACUGAUUGUUAUUAUUUAUUCGCAUUAUAGACAUUGAAGUACAUUUUUAAAGAAUUGGACUUGAAAAAUUGUGGCGAAGAAUGAUUCUACUUCAGUUACUUUCGUGAAAGAUGCCCAAAAAGUUCCUCAAGAUUGCCAUCUGCUUCUAGUCAUCAGGGCUGUAGUAACUUUCUGAGAUCCGGUCCACAGAAACUUGAGAGAAAUGAGGUUCCAAACGUAUGACCUUAUUGUGGUGCUGAUAUUUAUACUGUCGACACUUCUCCAAAAGAGAGGGGCAUCAAGUCAUCAUUAUCCACCAGAAGAUGUUCAGACAUUCCAGAGGGAUUCUGUUGAAUGGAUCCCUUCCUAUGAGAAACCUAAUCAAAGGAGUUCUCACCGUUCGUCCUUCGUGGGGUAUGUGUUUGGAACACAAUCUCUUCCUCUAAGAGAAGCUGUUGAAAGUGUUCCAAGGCAUACUUCAAGUUAUAGGUCAGAUCACCGAGUACCACUGAGAGAUGCAGUUGAGCACAGACCUUACCCUGACGUUAGUGUCAAUCCAUUUGAUAUUGGGUGGUCUGAAGUUUUACCCAGUGUUGGUCAGUUUGGGUCAACUUUUGCCUGGUGGAGAGAGAAGCUUCUCUCAAAACAGAAGUAUAUCUCGUCUGUUACUGGAGAAACUACAGAAUCAGGUGCCAGCUUUAAGGCAGCACAUUAUUAUGGAAAUAAGGUCACAGGGAAUCAACCAUAUCAUGUGGUGUGCUACGUAGAAGGAUGGGCUGUAUAUCGCAAGGAACCUAUGAGAUUCAAUUCUCUGGAUUUGGACCCAUUUGCUUGCACGCAUGUGGUGUAUGCAUUUGCUACUUUGGAUCCUCACUCUUUUACCAUUUUGCCUCAGGAUGAGGAGUAUGAUAUUGUAAAAGGAGGGUACCGGGCAAUGGUGGGACUGAAGCGUGUGAAUCCACAACUCAAAGUCCUCAUCUCUGUUGGCGGCUGGAUAGAAGGAAGUCACAAGUUCUCACAGAUGGCCAGCAGUGCCUUUUUGCGUCGAGAAUUCAUCCGCUCUGUAAUUCAUUUUCUUGAUGUUCAUGGUUUUGAUGGUCUUGACCUUGAUUGGGAAUAUCCAGGAGCUGAGGACCUUGGAGGGAGGCCAUCAGAUAAGGAACACUUUUCACUUCUAACAGAAGAGUUGUCUGAAGUGUUUGCUCCUCGAGGAUGGCUUCUCUCCGCAGCUGUGUCACCUUCAAGGUUCAGACUAGAGGAUGCAUAUGAUGUACAUCGCCUGGCCCGCAACUUGGAUUUUAUCAACUUGAUGACAUUUGAUAUGCAUGCAGAAAGAGAUCAUUCAGCUGACCACCAUGCUCCUCUUCUUCAGAGGAAACAUGACACAGGCCUCAAUGUCUUUUACAGUGUUGACUAUUCAGUUCGUUACUGGCUGAAGAAAGGCAUUCCACGAGAGAAGCUGAUUGUUGGUGUACCAUUCUAUGGUAGAUCCUUCACAUUGACAAACUCCAGUAUUACAACACCUCCUGCCCCAAUUAAAGGCUUUGGAAGGGAAGGCUACUACACUCAGGAGCAGGGAUUUCUGGCUUACUUUGAAAUCUGUGAGCUUCUGGAAGAUAAAAACUGGAAGAGGGAGACAGAUGAUGUGGGCAGUCCUUACAUUGUUAAAGGAGAUCAGUGGAUUGGUUAUGAUAACCGUGACAGUCUUGCUACUAAGAUGGCUUACAUUAAAAAGAAUCGUCUCGGAGGAGCCAUGGUAUGGGCUGCAGACCUGGAUGAUUUUGAAGGCCUGUAUGGGGAAAAAUGGCCAUUAUUAUCCACUGUGAGAAAUUCUCUGCUUGUUGAUGGGGAUAAGCAGCCAAUCUCACAGUGGCCAGUAUUCAACCCACCACCAAUACCUGGCUCACCAGUGUCAGUUGAAGCAGACCAGGUGAACUGUACUGGUCAGGGCUUUGUGAGAGAUCCCAAUAACUGUGCAGUCUACUAUCUGUGCGAAUGGGGCAUGAAGCACACCUAUCUCUGCCCUGAUGGUCUCCAUUAUGACUCAUCUUUGAAUUCGUGUAACUGGCCACAUAUUGCUGGCUGUGAUAACACGCCUGGUUCACAAACAGGCAAGGAAUUACAAGCAGUUACUUCAGUAACAGAUAACAUAUCUAAGGAUAUUUGCAUCAAUAAUGGACUUUAUGAAGACCAUGAAAAUUGUCGAAACUAUUACUGGUGUCAGGAUGGAAAAGCAUAUCGUUUUGCCUGUGGAAUGGGUCAGUUUUUUGAUCCUGCAAUGGGGCUUUGUUACUAUGGCACUUCAACACGUUGCACUGAACCACCCAGUGCAGCUGUAAAGGCAGUAGAAGACUUAAAUCAUGCUGUGAGCAGUUUCUUGUAUCCAGAAACCAUUAUUAGCGAGGACAAUAAUAAUGUUGGUUUCAGCAGAUACAGUGUCAAGCUUAACAAUAAGCAAUUCCUUCCAGAGGAAGACUACAAGAUUGUAUGCUAUUUCACAAGCUGGGCAUUUUAUCGGAAGGGUGAUGCCAAAUUUGUCCCUGAGCAUGUAGACUCCAGACUCUGCACUCACAUUGUCUAUGCAUAUGCUUCCCUUGAUCCUGAAGAACUUGUUGUGAAGCCUUUUGAUAGCUGGGCAGAUUUAGAAAACAAUUUCUACCAGCGUCUGACCUCUCUUCAUGGUCCCAGGAUACAUGGGGCUGAUGUGAAGGUCCUAUUAGCUCUUGGUGGCUGGACUGACUCAACGGGAGAUAAAUAUUCCCGUUUAGUGAGUGAUGGUGCUACAAGAAGAAAGUUUGUGGCUAGUGUGGUCAGUUAUCUAAGACAACAUAAUUUCAAGGGGCUUCAUCUUGACUGGAACUAUCCAAAAUGUUGGCAGUCUAAUUGUAACAAAGGACCUGCUUCAGAUAAAGCUAACUUUGUUAAAUUGAUCCAGGAACUGAGCAAGGAGUUCCAGAGACAACAGCCCCCAUUAGUGUUGGCAGUUGCACUGUCAGGCUACAAGGAGGUGAUAGACCAAGCAUAUGACUUACCUGCAAUUGGGCGUUAUGUUGAGUUUAUGUCUGUUAUGAGUUAUGAUUAUCAUGGAGCUUGGGAGAAGAUUUUGGGACAUGUCAGUCCUUUGUACUACCGUAGUGGCGAUCAAGUCCCUCAAUACAACACGAAUUAUACCAUGGAGUACUUAGUAAGUUUGGGAGCCCCUCGUCACAAGCUGCUGGUUGGAAUUCCAUUCUAUGGACAGAGCUUCACAUUGGCAUCUAUGACAGACACUGAUCCAGGAGCACCAUCGAAUGGUCCAGGUAGACCUGGCAAGUUUACCAAUCAACCCGGCAUGCUGGCAUACUAUGAGAUUUGUGACACAGUUCGUAACCAGCGCUGGACAGUGAAACAUGACCGUUAUGGAGCCACAGGUCCAUACACAUAUUCAGAUGACCAGUGGGUUGGCUAUGAGGAUGUUGAGUCUGUCAAAGAGAAGGUAAAAUACAUUAAAAAUAUGGGUUUUGGUGGAGCAGUGGCAUAUACAGUCGACUUGGAUGACUUUAACAACCUUUGCUGCAGAGAACCUUUCCCUUUGUUGCGAACCAUCAACCGUCUGUUGGGCAACUUACCAGAGCGGGAGCCCAGCAGAACAGACUGCACCAAACCACCUGCACCUGUCACACCACAACCACCCACCCUUACUACUGGUAUAGAUACAGGUGAAAUCAGCUCAACACCAUCAUAUGAACCACCUACUUCUUCACCUUCAACUUGGCCAGACUGGACUAGUUCAAGUUCUACCACUACUACAAGACCUACAACAUCAAACACAACAACAACAACAACAACAACAACAACAACACCUUGGUGGCAACCACCAACUGCUACGACUACCACCUCCAGGCCAACCACUACAUUACCACCAUGGUGGCAACCCCCAACUACCACAACUACCACAUCUACCACUCCUCAGCCUACCACAACCACUACUCCACAACCUACCACAACACCAACUACUACCCAUCGUCCCUCUACCACGACUGUUGCUAUAACAAAGCCACCCACCACAUCUGCACCUGAUGCUCCUCUGCCAGGAACACCUUGCAAUGCAGGAGAAUAUCUUCCUGAUCCUUCAAACUGUAAUGCAUACUACCGCUGCAUUCUGGGAGAGUUGAGAAAAGAAUACUGUGCUGGUGGGUUGCACUGGAAUACUCAGAGCAAAGUCUGUGAUUGGCCAAAUGAAGCCAAAUGUGAAAAACAAUCUACAACAUUUUCAACUACAAAAACUUCUCCAUGGUGGACUACAGUACAGUCAACAAGUACAGCAGGAUGGGACCACUGGUGGACAAGCACAAGCACAAGUACAACAACAACAACAACACAUAGACCAGAUGGGUGGUGGACACCAUCCAAGAAACCAGCCACUACAAUUGAACCAAGUACAGAGGUUGCAGUAGUAGCUGAGGGAUGUUCUAGUGGUCAGUAUUACCCAGAUCCUGUAUCCUGCACAACUUUCUACAUUUGUGUUAAUGGCAUUCCAUUAAAGCAGACAUGUGCUCCAGGCCUAGUGUGGAACCAAGCACAGACAAUGUGUGACUGGACCUUUAAUGUACAAUGUGCAAAUUCCUUGUCACUCUCAUAUGAAUAUCCACAGUUUCUGAAGAUUAAAAAAGGCAGUUCUUGUAAUGACGGAGAGUUUAGUUCAGCCCGUGACUGUACUAAGUAUCUUGUCUGCAUAUGGGGCACAUACCAAGAGUUCUCCUGUGGGUCAGGACUGCAUUGGAAUAAUGCUGCACGUAUCUGUGACUGGCCUCAGAAUACCCAUUGCAAAUCUGGAGAUGGUGGUUUAAAACCAGAUGAUUUACCAACUGUGAGACCAAGUUCUCCACCAACAAAACCAACACUUCCACCUACAUGGUCAGCUCAGAGCACACUGUCUAGUAGUGGUGAAGUGAUAAGUUCCACUCCUAGUCUUCCUACAGUGGAGACCACAAGACCUCCACAAGGUGGUACAUUAUCUGGCUAUUUUAAGGUAGUAUGCUACUUCACAAACUGGGCCUGGUAUCGUCAAGGAAUAGGAAGGUAUCUUCCUGAGACAAUAGAUGAACGACUCUGCACCCACAUUGUAUAUGGUUUUGCAGUGCUGGAUUAUGAAAACCUGAUUGUGAAAGCUCAUGAUUCAUGGGCUGAUUAUGAUAACAAGUUCUAUGAACGAGUGGUGGAGUAUAAGAAGAAGGGACUGAAAGUAUCACUUGCUCUUGGAGGAUGGAAUGACUCUGCAGGUGACAAGUACAGUCGUCUGGUUAACAGCCCAUCUGCACGCCGAAGAUUUGUCAAACAUGUUAUUGAGUUCCUAGAGAAGCAUGGCUUUGAUGGACUUGAUCUUGACUGGGAGUAUCCGAAGUGUUGGCAGGUGGACUGUAACAAGGGCCCUGAUUCAGACAAGGCUGCAUUUGCUGCAUUGAUUCAAGAACUAAGGCAAGCUUUUAACCCCAAGGGCCUGUUAUUAUCAUCUGCUGUUUCUCCCAGCAAAACUGUUAUUGAUGCAGGUUAUGAUGUAAAGGCUCUUGGUGAGAACCUGGAUUGGGUUGCAGUUAUGACCUAUGACUUCCAUGGUCAGUGGGAUAAGAAGACUGGUCAUGUAGCACCAUUGUACUUCCACUCUGAUGAUGAUUUCUUCUUCUUCAAUGCAAACUACUCCAUCAACUACUGGAUCUCUGAAGGAGUCCCACGUCGAAAAAUUGUGAUGGGAAUGCCCUUGUAUGGGCAGUCAUUCCAGUUAGCUGAACCUUCCACAAAUGGGCUAAAUGCUCGUGCACCAGGACCAGGACAGGCCGGGGAGUUUACUCGUGCCGCAGGAUUUCUUGCUUACUAUGAGAUCUGUGAUCGAGUAAAGAAUCAUGGUUGGACAGUCAUACAAGACUCUGAGAGGCGAAUGGGGCCAUAUGCAUUCCAUGGCAAUCAGUGGGUCAGUUAUGAUGAUGCUGCAACUAUUCGGCUUAAGUCUGAGUACAUCCGCAAAAUGGGUCUUGGAGGAGGUAUGGUGUGGGCUCUGGAUUUAGAUGAUUUUCGUAAUCGCUGUGGUGAAGGAGUUCAUCCUCUGCUCAAUACAAUAAGAGAAGUUCUAGCUGACCCACCCAGAGGAGAGACAGUUGAAGGCUUUGAACAACCAAAGCCAUCCAAACUACCAACAACAUCAUUUUCAACUGAGAGCCAGCAGCAAGUCAGUACUGUUACACCAUUAUUAGGCGGUUCAUCAGAAAUUGACUUGACUUCAACUGCAACAGUGACACAGUCAACAGUUAGACCAACUACUGUGGGUGGUACCUCUCCCCUUGGUGGUGACUUUAAAGUUGUAUGCUACUUCACAAACUGGGCCUGGUACAGGCAAGGUGUAGGUAAAUACCUGCCUAGUGACAUAGAUGCUGACCUGUGCACGCAUAUUGUUUAUGGAUUUGCGGUUCUAAAUGGUGAUCAACUGAUCAUCAAGCCACAUGACAGUUGGGCAGACCUGGAUAACAAGUUUUAUGAGAAGGUGGCAGCAUAUAAAGCCAAGGGCCUGAAAGUGCUGGUGGCUAUUGGGGGCUGGAAUGAUUCUGCCGGAGACAAAUACAGUCGUCUAGUAAACAACCCUGCAGCAAGAGCACGCUUUAUCAGCUAUGUCACUGGCUUCAUAGAGAAACAUAAUUUUGAUGGCUUAGAUUUGGAUUGGGAAUACCCUAAAUGCUGGCAGGUGGAUUGUAAGAAGGGUCCAGACUCUGACAAAGCAGCAUUUGCAACAUUUGUAAGGGAAUUAAGGGCUGCUUUUAAGCCUAAAGGAUAUCUACUGACAUCAGCUGUAUCACCAAGCAAAGUUGUCAUUGAUGCAGGUUAUGAUGUACCCACUCUGUCAGAGAACCUGGACUGGAUUGCAGUUAUGGCAUAUGAUUACCAUGGACAAUGGGACAAGAUUACAGGUCAUGUGGCUCCCAUGUACACACAUCCUGAUGAUGUAGAUGUCACUUUUAAUGCUAACUUCUCAAUCAAUUAUUGGAUUGAACAAGGAGCAGACCGUAAGAAGAUUGUGAUGGGCAUGCCCAUGUAUGGACAGUCAUUCAGUCUGGCAGAUAACAACAACCGUGGUCUCAAUGCACCAACAUAUGGAGGUGGAGAGGCUGGAGACUCCACUCGGGCUAGAGGAUUUCUGUCUUACUAUGAAAUCUGUAUGAAUAUUCAGAAGAGAGGUUGGAAGGUGGUAAAAGACCCAGAGGGUCGAAUGGGGCCAUAUGCGUACUCAAGAGAUCAGUGGGUCUCAUUUGAUGAUGCAGGCAUGAUUCGAUACAAAUCCAACUUUAUUCGCCACAUGGGCUUGGGUGGUGGUAUGAUCUGGGCCCUCGAUCUUGAUGAUUUUCGAAAUACUUGCUCAUGUGAAUCCUAUCCAUUGCUCCGCACCAUCAAUCGAGUCCUCAGAAGUUACCCAGGUCCAGGACCUAAGUGUGAUAUCACUGCUGACAAUCACAAAGAAGACACAUCUGAAAAUCGUGUGCAGUACCCAAGCCAGCCAGUUAUCUCGGAUGGAGCAAUGAAAGAUCCAACCUGUGGAGGAAAGAUCUUUGCUCCGCAUGCAAGUGAUUGUCACAAGUAUUACCUGUGUCAGUUUGGAAUGCUUACAGAACAAACAUGUCCUGCUGGACUCUCCUGGAACAAGGAUCACUGUGACUGGGCAGAGAAUACAAAAUGCAACUCAGGAGAAAUUGAAAGUGCUGGGAGUGAACCAUCAACCACUCCGCCAACAGAUCCACCAACCUCUACAUCUACUAAGCCUACAACUACAGUUAAACCAAGCACCCCUGGUACUGAUGUUACAAUGCCUCCCAAACCAACUGACACAGGAUACAAAGUUGUUUGCUACUUUACCAACUGGGCAUUUUACAGGCAAGGUAUUGGAAGGUAUGUCCCAGAAGACAUUGACUGGUCACUGUGUACACACAUAACAUAUGGUUUUGCUGUGAUGGAUGGGGGCACUCUCACUAUCAAGUCUCAUGACUCCUGGGCAGAUAUAGACAAUAACUUCUACCACAAGGUGACAGAACUCAGGUCACGAGGUAUAAAGGUGCUAAUUGCAAUUGGAGGCUGGAAUGAUUCUCUGGGAGACAAAUACAGCCGCCUGGUAAACAGUCCAUCAUUGAGAGUAAACUUCGUAAGGACUGUUAUUGAGUUUAUUGAAAAAUAUAACUUUGAUGGUCUUGAUCUUGAUUGGGAAUAUCCCAAAUGCUGGCAGGUGGAUUGCAAUGCAGGCCCAGAUUCUGACAAGGAAGGUUUUGCUGCAUUAGUUCAAGAGCUGAGUACAGCCUUCAAAGCAAAGGGACUGCUCUUGUCUUCUGCAGUAUCACCCAGCAAAAUAGUAAUUGAUGUUGGAUAUGAUGUGCCCAAACUAACACAGUACUUUGACUGGAUAUCAGUGAUGACAUAUGACUUCCAUGGUCACUGGGACAAGCAGACAGGUCAUGUGGCACCGCUGUAUUAUUAUCCUGGUGACACUUAUGAUUACUUCAAUGCAAAUUUCUCAAUCAAUUACUGGCUUCAAAAAGGUGCAGACAGAAAGAAGAUUAUAAUGGGCUUGCCUAUGUAUGGACAGUCAUUCAGUUUGGCUGAUGCCAAUGAAAAUGGAUUGAAUGCUAAAACAUAUGGCCCAGGGCAGGCUGGGGAAUUUACAAGAGCAGGAGGUUUCUUAGCUUAUUAUGAGAUAUGUCAUGCUGUGAAAUCACAAGGAUAUACACCAGUGCGAGACCCAGAGGGUAGGAUUGGCCCAUAUGCUUAUAAGGGCAGUCAGUGGGUAUCCUAUGAUGAUGUGUCUGAUAUCAGAAGGAAGUCACAAUACAUAAAAGAAAUGGAUCUUGGUGGAGGAAUGAUCUGGGCUCUUGAUUUGGAUGAUUUCACCAACCGAUGUGGGUGUGGGAUACAUCCACUGCUUAAGACAAUUAAUCAUGAACUUCGCGGCCUUCAGGUUUCUACAUCAGACUGUACAUAAAUGGUGGGUAUUUAAUUGUUUCAUUGGCUGGGGUUGCCAUGAGACUACCUCUUAUAGAAGCUCAUGUGAGCAUUUUGACAACAUGAAAAAGAUACACAUGCCUUUAACAGAAAUAUUCCAUGUUCAAAUUAUAAGAAAAGGUGUAGUGCAAUAAUAGUAUUUUAUUUGCUGUAAAUGUAAGUCAACAGUUCCAGUAGUCUACAGGAGUGACAAAGCAUGAGAAGAAUAUGAAUGUAUAAGAACAAAUAAUGUACUUAUCUCUGUGAGAGCUUCUAAACAAAAGUUAUACUAUCAUAUCAGUUCAUAUCAUUUCACCUUAACCAUAAAUAUUGACACUGCUUGUUGACUUAUAUUUAACAUAAUAUGUUACAUUUUGUAAGCUAUCAUUCCUAAGAAUUGGCAACCCUAGCCUGAAUAUUACUUUAAACAUCCUACAUUCCACAGUUCAUUAUACUUCUGUCUUUAUUUAAUUUUUAAACCUCUUUUUAAUUCUGUGAUAUUAGGAGAGAUGUUAUGCCAUAAUUUUUCAUACUUCAAACAGCAACUGAGGAUGACAGCUGCCCUCUUACAUUUGAACAUGUAGUAACUUGUCUACAAAACAUUUUUUUUCCAAGGAGACCUGCCUCAGUAAUGAUCUUUGUAUGCAUGAAAAACUUGUGGUCUCAGUUCUUUUUACUCUCAUAUGAUUUGUUUGAAGAAAUCAUGAAAGUGUUCCUGAGAUCCCAUUUUUACUGGCUUCAUAAUCAAGAUUCAUUCAGUAAAGGUAAAAUAUAAAGUUGUGCCUCUACCUCAGGCUCCAUACCUGAAGAUUGUAAGCUGGAGUUCUUAAUGUCAGCAUUAGAUGCUUCGCACUAAAUCUGCUUUGUAGCUGGUAGCCAUAAAAAUGGGAUGUAAAAAUCAUCACAUUUUGCUUCAUUUUAGUCAUGUUUAAUUUUAUAUAAAUGUGAAUACAUGUAAUCUAAUUAAUGAUGUGUAUAAAGUGUUAUGGUAGCAUUUGUGAAAUUUUUGUGCUGUUUAUUACAAUUGAAGAUUAAUAACAUAAAAGAUAACACUGGAUUUGGUCCUGUUACAAGGUAUAAGAAGCUUGUUCAAAUAAAGCCCAUUUAGGGAUUUUUCUGGGUGAAGGAGUACAGGCCAUUAAAAAAGUCCCCAUAAGCAUUGCUGAGGCAGGCAUCCCACCGACUAUAGAUCCUCUCUGCAAAGAACUCCUAGGACUGCUGCUGGAACCACUACAUAGCCAGGACACCAAUUAUGAGAAUGCUGAGACACAUUCUUUCAAUUGCAGUACAAAGGUCUUGGACCACAGCAGUGCUGUGCAAUGAUGGUUGAUAAACCUGAGUACUAAGAAACUGAGUGACAGUUAUUUGGUCCUGUUUAGACAGAUUCUUUACUUUUAUCUGUGUUAGAAUCCUCCAUUUCUCAUUAUUACAUGUCUGUUACACUGUGCAGCUAAUUGUUGACAGCUGAUGUGUUGUGCACACUUCCACAUGAUCACCUGCUGUAUUUUCUAGUAGCACUUUGAACAUCGAUUUUGAGGAGUGCUGCUAUCUUCAGUUUCCUUAAAAGUUUAAUGAGAAGUUUUGGCAUAUGUAAAAGUAACAAAAAUAUUAAAUCUAAGUGUGUAAAAUUUUAACUCUUGCUGCAAAAUUCACAAUAAUGUGAGGUAUGUUAGCAUCCAGUUUCCACAUAACUUGCAUUUUUGAGAGUUCAAAUUUCACAAUCCUGUGGAUCUCACAUUUAUACGGCAGUCUUUUUCCUGGAAGGAUGGAACAUUUGUUGAUAAUGUGUAGAAGCAUUUGGCUUUAUUAAAUGUAUUUUUUCCCAUCAGAUGUUCAAGUUGUUUUACAAUUUCUACCAACUUGUGGAUAGCAUUAUUAUGUUAUUUCCAUGGCAUUUUAGACUUAAACAAAUUACAGAAGACAGAAUUAGUGAACUCUUAUUUGCAGAUUCUGAAUCGUAGGGCUACUGUAAGGACAGUAUGAAGUCAAAAAAAUCAAAUAAAAUUUAAAGAAAUUAAUUAAUUUACAUGGCCAAGGUAUUUUGUACUAACAUAAAUUAAGCAACAAAAGAGUUGCACCAGCAGUAAUAAAGGCCAGUUUCUUCUACAUAUUUGAAACAACCCCUUCUUUGUAGUGGUAUUCAGUGUUGUGCAAACUGGUUUGUACUAUUGUAAAAAUUAAGUGACAAGCUUUUGGGAUACAAGUGUGAUGUACAGUAUUGUACUAUUUAAAAUAAAAUUCUUUUUUAAAAAUACUGUUAUAAUUACAACUAUAAAGUGCUGUUAAUCAGCAAAAACAUCCUCAAUUUUUCAGAAUUCCAUAUUCAGUGAUUUGCCUUGCUCCACAUAAGUUCCUUCCCAAAACUUUGUUCCUUGAUUUGUAAUGUUUUUGCUAAUAUGAUCUUUCAGGUUUAUUUACUGGUCAGAAAUGAUCUGAUUUGACUUCUAGCUUCUAAUUUUCAACAAAUCUGAAAUUUAUAAGUUUGUAAUAUGCAUUUCUAAAAACAAAUGAAAUGGAUGGCUAACCAACUACAUGUGCAUCUCCAUGUUACUUAUUGACAAUAUAGCCAUGCAGCAUCUUGCAUAUUUCUUUAUAUCUGAAUCAUAAUAGCAUAAACACCAGUGAUUAGGGUGGUCUUUGCAGUUGCCUACUCUGUAAAAUUGCACUAGUACUCAAGUAGGCAUUGCAGAAAAUUUGACCAACUGUUACAAGCAUCUGAUGGAUGAAAGUAGAGUUCAAAUUAUACAUGUGCUUUCAUUUUUCCCGAAGGUGUGACAAGUUUCUAUAGGAUAAUCGGGUUUCAGAAUUAUGCAUAGUAGUAUUUUGGCGAAGGUGUUGAAGGCAUCUUGAUGGUCGAAGAGUUGUUAACUUUGUUACCGAUUGGGCUACUGUUUACAGCACUCAUCGCCGUUGUGUUUACUGAUACUGACCACAGUGUGCUUGGCGCUAGGUUUCCUGACGUAGCAUUGUGGUUACAAAUCUACAGUACAGUAUAUUGUUUAUGCUCGGGUUUGUAAAUGUCGUGGGAUGACGCUAGUUUGAAAUAGUGGUGGUAGUAUAAACAUUGGCAGUAAUCUUAUAGUCUCAUUAAACAGGAACAAUGGUUUUUAUUGCUGGAGGUCUUAUUCCUGCAAGAUUUCUUACUCUUAUAUCUCACCUCACAAUUGUCAUCAUAAUACUGUGGUCCAGAGAUGAAAAUAUAAAGGCCUGCUUACCAUUUGAAUACACAACUGAGGAUUAUUCAAGAAAGGACAUUGAGUUACAAACUGGAUUGGGAAUAGCCAUAAUGUUGAUUGGCUUUGAGUUGUUGACAUUUUUACUGGGAAUAACAAUGUUCAUGCCUUCUGCAGCAAUGAUUUCUAUUGCUGCUCACUUCAGUGCCUCUGUCCUCCUUGCAUACUUCUUGUUUGAUGAAUGGGACUGCAGCUUGUAUUGGUGGGUGUUUGCAUUUUGCAGUAUGCUACCAGCUGUCAUAGAUGCCACCACAGCUAUUGGAGUCCUUGUCCUUAAAAAGAGUUGAAUAUAAGGAUAACUGAGACAAUGUUCUGCGCUUGGCUCCAGAAUGGUUACACCUACCUAGUCUCAUAUGAAUGAGAACAAAAAUCAUUUGUUGAGAUGUGUAGUUGGGUUGAAAGACUGGGGCAAUGCUCUGAAUUUUAGUGCUGCAUAUUCUUCUGGGUAGACAGCUGUUCGAAUGAAUUGUGGAUCAGAUUUGUUCAUUUCACAGUUUUAACAUAAAUUAUACUUUAGGUUUGACUUCCAAGUUCCUUUGUUGGCUACUGCUAACAUGUUACACAGUCCGUUGCAGGACGUGGUGAUCUCUUCAGAAGUUUUAAACCAAGAGAUUUUGAGUUUAUAAAUACAUUUCUGUGGUUUGAUUAUGUAUAUGUCCAUGAUAAUUUCUUCUUUGUAAAGACAGUGAACUUCAUUUUAACAGCCUUGUAAAAGCUAUAUGUAUCAAAAACAUAAAUUGGUGAGAAUGUGUUCAAAACUUUUCACAUCUAAAUUGUCAUACCUAUCUACUUUAUUUUCAUGAAAUUAACCUUUAUCAACCAUACAUCACAGCUUAAGUGUGGGCCUCCUGGCCGCACAUUGCAUUAUUGCACUGUCAAACCAUUAACUCUCAAGUUAAAGUCAUGCUUUCCACAUAAUAUACAUAUGUUUGAUAUUUAUGCUGUAGGUCCCGCGCCAUAGCUGCGCGGUCUGAGGCAUCAUGCUUCAGACCAGUGAUACAGAAUGCGCGCCAGUUCGAGUCUCAGGGAAAGAAAUUUCUUACGAGAUUAUCGACCGGUGUAUGGGACCGGUGCCAACCCAGCAUC